Molecule: messenger RNA, 759 nt
Organism: Pseudocercospora fijiensis CIRAD86
Lineage: Eukaryota; Fungi; Ascomycota; Dothideomycetes; Mycosphaerellales; Mycosphaerellaceae
Exons: 1
Coding region: 1-759 (252 amino acids)
Molecular function (GO): acyltransferase activity, transferring groups other than amino-acyl groups
Source: RefSeq, a predicted model, not a curated record
AUGGCGAACAGGAAGGAUUGCUACAUUCCGAGGCCACUCACAACAUCCGACAUACCAACAUGCGCACGCAUCGCUGGACUGGCCUUUGAAUUUGAUCGGCAAACACAAUUCAAGGCGCGAAGUCUACUGAACCCUUAUGAUCAUGAAGCAGGAAUGCAAGAUGCCUUGGCCUACUGGCUCAGCCAAGCUCCAGGAACGAUGGACAUCACAGUCGCUGAAGACCCAUCAACAAAAUCUGUGAUCGGCUGGGUUGCCUGGGUCUAUCGUGGCUUUAACUCUGCCGAAGGUCACGCACGACGGGAAAGGGAGCUGAAGCAGCUCGAGGACAUCCAUGCCGAGGGCAGGCAAAUUGCUAGACCAACGUCGCCGGUGGUGGAAUCUGUAACAUCCGAAAAGUCAGCGCGGGCCAGACUCGAGCAAUACACAGGCGACCAUCUCAAGGUCUGGAUGGAACGUCUCAUGCCUCUCGGGACCAAGUGCAUGUAUAUUUCCAGUAUAGUCGUGCGUCCUUCCCAUCAAGGCAAAGGGGUAGGCUCGGCACUGAUUCAUCGAGGUACGGCCCGAGCAGAUGAGGAAAACGUAUUCUGCUGGGUGCAUGCUAGUGAAGUUGGCACAGUGGCAUUUGAGCGCCAAGGAUUCAAGACUAUAGGAAAGCUGGAACUCGAUCUCGAUCGCUGGAACACAGAGGGCAUCGUGCCUCCCGAUGGUUCGCGAUGGGGGAUGUACACCUUCAAUUACAUGCGAAGAGACGCUCGUUAG